AUGAUUGAAAGCUGCGAGCGUGACGCUUCCGACUACGACAUGAUGCUCGCCCAACAGCACACCAUGUUGUGGAACGAGGACAAGUAUCUCAGCUUGUGCCCCGGAGCCAAUCAAGUGCCUUUAAGUCUCCUCUUUGACGAACAUGCUGAAGAACUUUCGUUUCCCGCGAUAUACCUCGGCCAACCAAGAACAUUCACAGUGGACCGUGUGACUGCUUUCAUGAUGGCAUCCAGUGAAAUCAGGCGAAAAGAUCGCCGUGGAGCCACGCCCCAGCAUAUCUUGUACAUGGCUAUGAAAGUGCUGCGCAUUCGCAUACGAGACGGAAUGCAAGUCACCUUCCGAAGCACACGUGACACAGCCGGUAUCACAAAGCGCAUGAUUGAGGACAUUGACUUCAUCGAGACGUGCGUGAACAACAGUCUCUCAUUCCUCAGGACGAUUCCCAACUCGCUAUCCUACUGGUCAGCUAGAAAAAAGGAUGUUUUCUCCAUGAUGAGACAGCUAGGUAAACCGACUGUUUUCCUGACACUCAGCUCCUCAGAGUUUCGCUGGCCCGAUCUGCUUCACCUACUGUACCGCCUGCGAAAUGAUGGAGCGCCCUUUCACGGAGACCCUCUGAACGACAUGACAGCCUUGCAACGAACGGAGCUGGUGAACCAAGACCCUGUGACAUGCGUGCUGUAUUUCAACAAGCUCGUGGAUGUCUUCCUCGCCAUUCUGAAGCACCGCAGCGCCUCUCCGUUUGGAGAUUACAGGGUUCUAGACUUCUUCAAACGAAUCGAAUUCCAGCACAGGGGAAGUGCACAUGCCCACAUUCUCCUGUGGCUGGACAAUGAUCCCCAUGAAGAAGUCAGCGAGCACAUGCCGAACACAUGCCAUCUGAUCGACUCGCUUGUGAGCUUGGAACACAAAGACAUCCUUCCGAGACCGGACGAUCAACACCACUCGCAUACGUUCACCUGCUAUAAGAAGGCUGCAUCAAAGUGUCGCUUUGGCGCCCCUUUCUGGCCAAUGACACACACACGUGUGUUGCUCCCCAUGAGCACUGACGAUGAGCGCCGCAAGCUUUACCAGGACAUCUUUCACAAUAUGCACGACCAUCUCGAGACAAGAAGUUAUGACAGUCUCGAAGCAUUUUUAGCAGCACACGACAUGGAUGAAACUCGGUACCUCGAUGUCAUCCGGGCUGGCAUCAAGCGUCCUAUGGUAUUCUUGAAAAGGCGCAUCGAUCAGAUUUGGGUGAGCCCUUUCAAUCCCUACAUUGGUACCAAGCUCCGUUCUAACAUGGAUCUGCAGUACAUCCUAGAGGAGUACUCGUGCGCAACGUAUGUCCUUGAUUACAUAAACAAGACGAAUCGCGGUGUAAGCGACCUUCACCGCAAACUCAUUCAGCUGCGUGAACAGUAUCCCGAUGCUGACUACACCGAUACGUUGAAGAAACUGGGAAUGGACGUUCUCAAUAGUGUGGAAAUGAGCAGCCAGGAGGCAGCUUGGUACCUUCUUCGGCUUGCCAUGUCCAAGUCUAGUCGCGAUAUUGUCUUCAUUCCUACCUGCUGGUACGAUGAGCGGCAGCGUGUCAAGAAGACACGCGCGCAGCUGCGCACCCUCGAUGAUGAAGACACGAACGUUUGGAAGGAGACUUGCAUCGAAAAGUAUGAACGCAGACCGCCUCACCUUGAAGAUGUGACAUUAUCUCAGUUCUCGGCCCACUACUACAACAAGAGGGACGGCAGCUACGCUAGAAGAAGUGUGCCUCGCAUCAUAAGGUACAUUGGUUACGAUCCUGCAAAACAAAGAGACUACCAAAGAGAGAUUGUGCUGCUGAACCACCCGUUCCGAAGUGAGGUAGCCGAUAUCCUCGAUUGUGACAAGUUUGCCACCAUCUAUAAUGACAACAAAGUGCUCCUCCAUGAACGCAUGCAGGAAUUCUGCUCCAACCUAGACAUUCAAAAAACGCUCCAGAUCUGCGAGGCGCUGCACGCCGCAGAGCCAUACGAGGCGCACGAGACGUCCGCUCUUCAUGCCGGCGCUGUGAUUGCAAAACGAAACGCUGCAGAAGCCGAACUGGAACAACAUGAACUUCGCACAAAAAUGAUGCGACCUAAUAACGAUGACAUUUGCGAGGCUGCAAAAACAAAGCUUUCUGCAGUCGUGAAGAAGCGCGACAACGUGAUGUCUGCCGAAGAGUUCCGGUAUAAAUUUAGGAUGGUGAACCGCGGCCAAUAUAAGCUGCUUCUGCACUGUAUGCACUGCCUCAUUCCCUAUGGAGAGGGGCAUUCGCUACCCCCGCUACAGACCUUCCUUACCGGACCGGCAGGCAGUGGAAAGACCUUUGUCAUGCGCCUCAUGAUGGACAUUGUCAACAGGUUGUGCACCUCUGAUGACAACACCAAUGCGUACAUUGCCUGUGCGUCAACCGGCAAGGCUGCAACAGCCAUCGAUGGCACCACCAUACACUCUGCAUUUAGGAUCGUGCAAGCUAGGCGUCAUGGACCUGGGAUGAACGUCGAUACCGUAAGCAUGUAUAGAAGCGGCAUGCGGGAUGUAGUGGCUGUGUUUGUGGAUGAGGUGAGCAUGAUCGGCGCUGACAUUCUCACUGAAGUAAACCGCCGUCUACAGCAGAUAUGCUUUCGAUUCGACGUCCCAUUCGGAGGCCUUCACAUGAUACUUUGUGGUGACCUGCGCCAGCUGCCACCCGUUCGUGCCAGGCCUAUCUACAAGAGGGACACCAAGAGCUUGGCUGGUUCCGAGACGAUAUGGCAAAUGCUCAAUUUCUACCCUUUGACUGAAGUCAUGCGUCAGAGUGAUGUCGCCUUCUCAACAGUUUUGACGAAGAUUGGUGACGGUGACCGCCUCACGCAAGAAGAGACAGAUUUCAUCGAAAGCCGCUUCGUCACUAAGUCAGAGGCAGAACAAUGCUGCCCGGAUGCCAUUCGCCUCUUCCUGAAGAACUGCGAUGUUACAGCAUACAACAACAUGGUCCUUAGUCGAAACUCCGACGUGUUUACCUCUGUAGCCAAAGACGUUAUGAUCGGCUGCAAGGACGCCAAUCAGGAGGCAUCUAUGAGAUCUAAGAUUCACAAGAUGACUGUUGCAGAAACAGCUGGGCUGGCAUAUAAAGUAUCCCUUGUUCCGAAAAAGAAGUACAUGAUAACCGCGAACAUUGAUGUUGCAGACGGUCUCACGAAUGGCUCCAUGUGCACUCUUAAGCACAUUGAACUUCAAGAGGACGGCCUCCUCCACAGAGUGUGUUACGUAAACUACUUUAGUUACCACAAAGGGUUGCUCAUGGUCAUCGACGUUGGUAGUCGUGAUGGAGGAGACGUGCCACCAGGCGUCAACGUGGGUGCAUCAACGCCUAAGGGCGCUUUAGCCACAAAACACCAAUAG
Molecule: messenger RNA, 3390 nt
Organism: Rhipicephalus sanguineus (brown dog tick)
Lineage: Eukaryota; Metazoa; Arthropoda; Arachnida; Ixodida; Ixodidae
Exons: 2
Coding region: 1-3390 (1129 amino acids)
Biological process (GO): DNA repair; telomere maintenance
Molecular function (GO): DNA helicase activity
Source: RefSeq, a predicted model, not a curated record